AUGAUGGCAUUUGGACAGGUACCAAAAAAGGAUUGGUACAGCAUUCUGGGAGCAAACCCAUCUGCAAGUAUGGCUGACCUAAAACAAAAGUAUCAGAAACUCAUAUUGAUGUAUCAUCCAGACAAACAAAGUACAGAUGUGCCUCCAGGAACGGUGGAGGAAUGUAUACAGAAGUUCAUCGAAAUUGAUCAGGCAUGGAAAAUUCUAGGGAAUGAAGAGACAAAGAAAGACUAUGACCUGCAGCGGCAUGAAGAUGAUCUAAGAAAUAUGGGACCAGUAGAUGCUCAGGUAUAUCUUGAAGAAAUGUCUUGGAACAAAGAUGAUCACUCUUACUCUCUGAGUUGCCGUUGUGGUGGAAAAUACAGUGUUUCCAAGGAUGAAGCCGAAGAAGUUACCCUGAUUUCUUGUGAUACAUGUUCACUAAUUAUAGAACUCCUCCAUUGUAGCUGA
Molecule: messenger RNA, 450 nt
Organism: Pipistrellus nathusii (Nathusius's pipistrelle)
Lineage: Eukaryota; Metazoa; Chordata; Mammalia; Chiroptera; Vespertilionidae
Source: the annotation of a GenBank genome assembly